CACCCUUCUUCCAUCCCUUUCCUACGUCCUCCAUUAUUGUUAUCUUCGACCACUACCAUUUACUGUCACUCUCUCUCACUUUAAAAAAAAUAGCACAAACCAAACAACAAGCUCAAGAGAGACAAAUUCAUGGAACUUGGCCGGAAAAUGGCAAACAUGAUCGGCGGUGAGUUGGGGAAUAAGGGUAAGAUGAAUUUUGAGGAGACGGAGUUACGGCUAGGGUUACCGGGUGGAGGAGGAGGAAGCGAAGGAGAUCUGGCAAAGAAUAAUAGUACUAACACUAAUGGGAAGAGAGGCUUUUCGGAAACAAUGGAUUUGAAGCUCAACCUUUCAUCCAAGGAGAUUAACAGUGGUGUUGAUUCCAAUGAGAAUCUUUCGCCCAAGGAGAAGAGUCUUCUUCCUUGCUCUAAUGAUCCAGUGAAGCCUCCAGCCAAGGCACAGGUUGUGGGUUGGCCACCGGUGCGAUCAUUCCGAAAGAAUAUCCUGGAUGUCCAAAAGAGCAACAAUAAGGAGAAGGAGAAGGUUAGCAGCAUUGCAGCCUACAUCAAGGUCAGCAUGGAUGGUGCACCUUACCUACGUAAAGUGGACUUAAAAAUGUACAAAACUUACAAGGAGCUCUCUGAGGCCUUAGGCAAGAUGUUCAGUUCAUUCACCAUUGGUAACUGUGGAUCUCAAGGGAUGAAAGAUUUCAUGAAUGAGAGCAAGCUGAUGGAUCUAUUGAAUGGCUCCGAUUACGUCCCAACCUAUGAAGACAAGGAUGGCGAUUGGAUGCUCGUGGGCGACGUACCAUGGGAGAUGUUCGUUGAUUCUUGCAAGCGAUUGUGUUUAAUGAAAGGGAAGGACGCAAAAGGACUUGCACCAAGAGCCAUGGAGAAACGCAAAAACAGAAGCUGAAGUAGUAAUCACCACAACCUGCUCCUUUGAUCUUUGUGGCCACUGCGAAAUAAAAAUAAACCAAAGAAGGACAAACCCACGAGAUGGAUUGAGCAGAGUGUUUGGUUGUUUCCGUAUUAAUUAUGGUUUGGUGUAUUAUUAUUAGUCAAUGUGUGAUAUGUAUUUGGAUAAUAAUUAAAUGUUAAAGAGAGAAACAAUAAUAACUCUUAUGCUCUAAGACGUGGUUUUGUCUAGCUUGUUUAGUAGUAUAUUAAUGGUUUGUUUCAUAAGUAUCACAAUAAUAUUGUACUUUUUAA
Messenger RNA from Cornus florida, 1190 nucleotides. Its product is annotated as auxin-responsive protein IAA14-like. The coding region runs from base 130 to 894 and encodes 254 amino acids. Gene Ontology annotation, biological process: regulation of DNA-templated transcription. Gene Ontology annotation, cellular component: nucleus. The record is from RefSeq and is a predicted model, not a curated record. Gene Ontology annotation, molecular function: protein binding. Lineage: Eukaryota; Viridiplantae; Streptophyta; Magnoliopsida; Cornales; Cornaceae. The transcript has 5 exons.